This is a messenger RNA of Danaus chrysippus (African queen), 1551 nucleotides long. Lineage: Eukaryota; Metazoa; Arthropoda; Insecta; Lepidoptera; Nymphalidae. The record is from the annotation of a GenBank genome assembly.
AUGGCGCUCAAAGGAUGGAGGCUGAUCCUAAACAGGGCAAUAUUUAUACCACAGCGUUAUGUGUUCGGAAUCAUGGGUCUCUUCGCUUUGGCGAAUUCAUUCACGAUGCGGGUUUGUUUGAGCAUAACAAUCGUUACUAUGGUUACCCACGUGCCUCCCACCGAACACAUUCAAGGGGAAACUUGUCCCGAUCCUUCACUUGCGAUAUCAGACGUCUCAAUCAACAAAACUGUCAACGCUGUGAUUGAAACGGCUCGUCAGAAAUAUGACUGGGAUGAGAAAACUCAGGGAUUACUGCUCAGUGCGUUUUACUAUGGUUAUGUUCUGACUCAUUUACCUGGUGGCCUCUUAGCUGAGAAAUUUGGUGGAAAAUGGACCCUUGGACUGAGCUUACUUAGCACUUCAGUGGCCACUGUCUUAACCCCAUGGGUUGUUAGCAUGUGGGGAGCUGUGGGACUUUUUAUAAUUAGAGUAGUCGAAGGGCUUGGUGAGGGGCCCGUUACUCCAGCGUUUGUCCUUUUAAUGGCUCGUUGGGUACCGCCAUCAGAACGAUCACGAUUCGGUGCUAUGAUAUUCGGUGGGGCUCAAAUAGGCAAUAUCGCUGGCCCAUACAUCUCAGGAUUACUCCUUGCGGAUGGUGGAGAUUGGGCAAAUGUAUUUUAUGUGUUUGGAGGGUUCGGUAUUAUAUGGUUUAUCUUUUUCACCUUACUCUGCUAUAGUACACCCAAUAGCCACCCAUUCAUAUCGGAUGAAGAACGAAAUUAUCUAAAUGCUAAUAUCGUUGCUUCUGGUUUACACAAAAAAUUACCACCAGUUCCGUUUAAAGCCCUGCUUCGAUCUGUAGAACUAUGGGUUUUAGUAGCGGCUGCUGUCGGCCAUGACUGGGGUUACUUCACUAUGAUAACGGAUCUACCGAAAUAUUUCUCCGAUGUAUUGAAAUUUAACAUCAAGGACACAGGACUCAUGUCUGCACUUCCAUACAUUGCUAUGUACAUUUGCUCUUUCAUUUUUGCUUCAUUUUGUGAUCUUUGCAUCAAAAAGAAAUGGCACAGCAUUACAACUGGAAGAAAAAUUUAUACAACCCUAUCUUCAACGACACCCGCUAUUUUUAUUAUUCUGGCUUCGUACUCGGGCUGCGACCGCACACAAGCGGUGGGAUAUUUCGUGGCAUCUAUGGCCUUUAUGGCGGGUUUCUAUAGCAGCGUAAAGAUCAAUGCCAUGGACAUCGCUCCCAACUACGCUGGUACAUGUUCUGCCUUUGUAAACGGAUUAGCUGCGGUAUCUGGAAUUAUAACGCCAUAUUUGGUUGGUCUUUUGACACCCGAUCAAACACUCCAACAAUGGCGAUUAGCGUUCUGGACAAUUUUUGUAGUACUAAUUGGUACUAAUAUUUUAUAUCUAAUAUGGGGUUCUGGUGAGCAACAGUGGUGGGAUGAUGUGGAGAAACAUGGGUACCCAGAGAAUUGGAAACAUGGACCACUCAAGACCAGACCAGUAGAUACAGAGAAGAAAGUGGUUAUUCCGAAGCAUGAUCACUCACCGGUGUUGUAG